CGAGACAGCUCGGUCCCCUCAUCGUUUCUUUCAAAAGACAUAUGAACCCCACGGUGCUUCAUAUAACUUAUCCUCACAUCUCGAAAUUUAAGUAAACAUCUCAACUUUGGCAACAAGCACGAACUAUAACCAAACCAAACAACAAACACACACCCAACUUCAGACACAAUGGCGUCCCAGAACCCAGACAUCCACCUCUAUACCGCGCAGACUCCUAAUGGCAUCAAGGUCUCCAUCCUCCUCGAGGAGCUUGGUGUGCCUUACAAGGUAACCGCAAUCGACAUCACCAAAGACGUCCAAAAGGAGCCCUGGUUCCUCGAAAUCAACCCCAACGGCCGCAUCCCCGCCCUAACCGACAAGCUCGAGGACGGCACGCCCAUUUCCCUGUUCGAGUCCGGCGCCAUCAUGCAGUACCUGGUCGACCGCUAUGACAAGGACCACAAGGUCUCGUACCCGCAUGGUAGCAAGGAGUACUACGAGACCCUAAGCUGGCUGUUCUGGCAGAUGGGCGGGCUGGGCCCCAUGCAGGGACAGGCUAACCAUUUCACUCGGUACGCGCCCGAGAAGAUUCAGUAUGGUAUUGAUAGGUACCAGAACGAGACGAGGAGACUGUACAGGGUUAUGGAUGCGCAGUUGGCGAAGAAUGAGAAGGGUUAUUUGGUGGGGGAUAGGCCUACUAUUGCGGAUUUCUCGUGCUGGGGGUGGGUUGCUAUUCAUGGCUGGAGCGGCAUCAAGGACUUCGAAACCCAAUUCCCCAACCUCAACGCCUGGCUGAACAGACUUCUCGAGCGCCCCGGCGUCGAAAAGGGCAGACAUGUGCCCAGCAAGCAUUCGGCGCUGGAGCUCAACAAGUUGAGCGAGGAGGAGCUCGAGGCUAAGGCGGUGUCUUCCAGGGCGUGGGUCCAGAAGGGCAUGGCUGAGGAUGCGAAGAAGUAAGGGAAACGAAGCAAACAGUGGGCAGUGGGAAACGAGCUAUGAGCUAUGAGCACUGUGCUUGCUCGUGAUACUGUCAGGUAGAUGAAUCUCGAAACUGACGAGUUUUUUCUGUGAGAAAGGUUUCGGUCCAAGGUUUAGGUUUGAUAUGGCAAGUUAGGAGGUAGUGGUAACCGGGCCUCCUCCAUGAUGGUCUUUGGUGAUAUGGACUACCCUGGGAUGUGACUGCCGCGAUGAAUGCCAUGCGCGCUUGCGACCUCAUAUCUCGAGUUAGCUGAGGAAUGUCAAGUCAGUAAACCCG
Neurospora tetraspora is the source of this 1234-nucleotide messenger RNA. Its product is annotated as glutathione S-transferase. The record is from RefSeq and is a predicted model, not a curated record. The transcript has 3 exons. Lineage: Eukaryota; Fungi; Ascomycota; Sordariomycetes; Sordariales; Sordariaceae. Bases 169 to 936 code for a protein of 255 amino acids.